GCUCUAUGGUUUCAAGAAGGUCGGACAUUGUUACCAGGUCGGUGAAAUGCUUGACUUAGUGAUGUUCGUUCCUGGCGAGGUUGCUUCGCCCCUACUAGAUGUGCUACGUUAUCAAUUAUGGAAACUUCACAAAUAAUAGUCCAUAUGCCAAUAACACAGUCCUUCUCCUCUCUUCUCUUGCGGCCAAUGUCGCCUUAAACGGCGGUUUCUACACCACUUCAAUCGGCCAAGGCGCGGACCGAGUUCACGGUCUUGUACUAUGCAGAACAGAUGCUUCGGAAAAAGACUGUUUAGAAUGCGUCAAUAAUGGGAUUCGAGAUAUAAUAACAAAAUGCCCGAAUCAGAAAAAAGCAAUAUCAUGGGGUAGAGGUUCUGUUCCGCCAUGUACUAUUCGCUACGCGAAUUACUCGAUGCUCGGUAAAAUGGAGCUUGAUCCUUCCGAGCCGGGAUACAAUACCAAAGGCCUUACGGACAUUAGUGUCGAGCAGUUUGAUAAAAUUUGGAGCGGUUUAGUGGAGCGAGUCGGAAAUGAAGCUUCAAUGGGAUCGGAGAAGAGAAAAUUCGCGACAGGAGAGACUAAUUUGACUAGUUUUGAAACUAUAUAUUUACUAAUGCAGUGCACACCUGAUCUUUCACAGACUGAUUGCAGAAAUUGUCUAUGGCAAGCGGUUGGCGAGUUUCGAAGCUGUUGCUUAGGUAUGUCGGGUGGUUAUACUCUCAAACCGAGCUGCUGGUUCAGGUGGGAUUUAUAUCCUUUCUAUCAAGUUACUGCUGAUCCUCCGGCUCAGCCGAUACCUAUACGAAAAGAUAAGAAGAAAAUUUCAUCAAUAACUAUUAUGAUGAUUACUGUUGUUCCUGUUCUCGGCUUGUCGCUGUUUGUUGCUUUCUUAUAUAUCCUUUUCCGGAGAAGGAAAUCAAAGCAACGAAAAAAAUCUUCUUCUUCAGAUUCUAAUAAACGUUAUGAAGAAAUUGAUUGUGAAAAUACCAAUGAUAUUAUGAGUACUCCUGAUUCAUUGCAAUUCGACAUUGAAACCAUCCGACUUGCAACGAAUAAUUUCUCUGACGAUAAUAAGCUCGGAGAAGGUGGAUUUGGCCUAGUUUACAAGGGCACGCUUCCUGAUGGUUCAACAAUAGCGGUUAAAAGAUGGUCCAGAAAUUCUAGACAAGGAGAAGCUGAAUUUAAAAAUGAAGUUCAAUUAGUAGCCAUGCUGCAACACAGGAAUUUGGCUAGGCUUCUAGGUUUCUGCUUGGAGGAAAGAGAAAGACUUUUAAUCUACGAGUUUGUUCCGAACUCGAGUCUCGAUUAUUACAUUUUCGACCCAAACAGGCGACUAAUUCUAGAUUGGAAGAUGCGAGUUAAAAUUAUUGAAGGCAUAGCUCGAGGAAUUCUUUACCUUCAUGAAGAUUCUCAUACACGAAUUAUUCAUCGUGACCUUAAAGCUAGCAAUAUUCUAUUAGAUGAACAAAUGAAUUCGAAAAUUUCAGAUUUUGGAACUGCAAGAUUGUCUGUAGUGGAUCAAUCCCAAAUUGCUACACGUAGAAUUGUGGGAACAAUCGGGUAUAUGCCUCCAGAGUAUGCGAUGCAUGGGCGAUUUUCAAUAAAAUCCGAUGUAUUUAGCUUUGGUGUACUUGUUUUGGAAAUUAUGAGUGGUCAAAAGGUUACUCGUUUUCACAGUGGCGAGACAGGGGAGAAUCUUUUAACCUAUGCAUGGAGAGUUUGGAAUGAAAGAAUGCCUUUAAAUCUGAUAGAUGAAAUUCUAUUGAGUAUUAAUUCAAAUCAAGAAAUGAUAAGAUUUAUUCAUGUGGCUUUACUAUGUGUUCAAGAAGAUGCGGCAAAUAGACCUACGAUGACUUCUAUUGUUAUGAUGCUCAGCAGUCACUCUGUCUCUCUUCCACUGCCCUCGAGACCUGCAUAUUUCAUGCAUAGCAUCGUAGACAGAGAGCCUGAAGGCUCGUCUACUUCAGAUGCAACCAUGACGGGUGAAUCAAUAAAUGAGGUUUCACUUAGCGAACAAGCUCCUCGAUAAUGUACUUUAAAAUAUUAUUCGAUUGUAUUCAUGUGAAUAUUGCAUCAUUGAUGUGAAUGUUAUCCAAUGUAAAUGUAAUGGUUGAAUUAGUAAGAGCAAUUGCGGGUAAUUGAUUCUCGCAGUUAUUAAA
This is a messenger RNA of Mercurialis annua (annual mercury), 2157 nucleotides long. RefSeq names its product cysteine-rich receptor-like protein kinase 44. The coding region runs from base 99 to 2027 and encodes 642 amino acids. Gene Ontology annotation, biological process: protein phosphorylation. The record is from RefSeq and is a predicted model, not a curated record. NCBI's taxonomy places the organism in Eukaryota, Viridiplantae, Streptophyta, Magnoliopsida, Malpighiales, Euphorbiaceae. The transcript is spliced from 7 exons. Gene Ontology annotation, molecular function: protein kinase activity; ATP binding.